Molecule: messenger RNA, 1953 nt
Organism: Exophiala viscosa
Lineage: Eukaryota; Fungi; Ascomycota; Eurotiomycetes; Chaetothyriales; Herpotrichiellaceae
Product: cell division cycle 14
Exons: 3
Coding region: 1-1953 (650 amino acids)
Biological process (GO): regulation of exit from mitosis; positive regulation of cytokinesis; microtubule cytoskeleton organization
Cellular component (GO): cytoplasm; nucleolus; mitotic spindle
Molecular function (GO): protein tyrosine phosphatase activity; protein tyrosine/serine/threonine phosphatase activity; protein serine/threonine phosphatase activity
Source: RefSeq, a predicted model, not a curated record
AUGGCGCCCGCAAUAGUCCAUCCCGUCAGUUAUGGCCAGGUUAUUGAGUACAUCCAGGACCGACUAUACCUAGCAUCGUACACUCAAGCACCCAACGAACAUACUCCAUUCCCAUAUCCCACACAAGCAAAGAGAUCACCUCACAAGAAGUCAUCAAGAGCACAGCCAGGACCGACCCCCGCCACUCUUCGACCUCCUCCAGUUUACUUCACGGUUGAUGACACACUUCUUUACAAUGCUUUCCAUGCCGACUUUGGCCCGUUGCACAUUGGACAUUUGUACAGAUUCGCGGUUCAAUUUCAUGACAUCUUGGGAGACCCAGCAAACAAUGACAAAGCGGUGGUGUUCUGGAGUCGGGCUGAUGCAAGAAGUCGAGCCAAUGCUGCAUGCUUGGUCGCGUGCUACAUGGUUCUGAUUCAAGCUUGGCCACCACAUCUUGCUCUGGCACCCAUUGCACAGGCCGAUCCCCCUUACAUGCCCUUCCGAGACGCAGGCUAUAGCCAAGCAGAUUUUAUUCUCAACAUCCAAGAUGUGGUUUAUGGAGUGUGGAAAGCAAAAGAGGAGAAUCUAUGUCAACUUAAGGAGUUCAACCUGGAAGAAUAUGAGCGAUAUGAGAGAGUAGACAUGGGCGACUUCAACUGGGUUUCACCACAAUUUGUCGCAUUUGCGUCUCCUCAAUCAGAACCUGUAGCACCGAUACCCAUAUCAUCUCCAGCUUAUGCGACCUUGCCGUCCUGCGUCCCAGAGAUUCCGAAUGCAAGAAUAUCACAACCGUUCAAGAACGUUCUCACACACUUUGUCCAGCGAGACGUUGGUCUGGUCGUUCGACUCAACUCGGAGCUCUAUUGUCCAUCAUACUUUACCGCUCUGGGCAUACAACAUAUCGAUAUGAUCUUCGAGGACGGCACUUGCCCGACAAUGCCGAUUGUACGCAAAUUCAUCAAACUGGCUCACGACAUGAUCUCAAAGAACAAGGGCGUUGCUGUUCAUUGCAAAGCUGGUCUGGGCAGAACCGGUUGCUUGAUCGGCGCUUACUUGAUCUACCGACACGGCUUCACCGCCAAUGAGGUUAUCGCGUUCAUGCGUUUCAUGCGUCCCGGAAUGGUGGUUGGACCACAACAACACUGGCUACACCUCAACCAGGGCAAGUUCCGCGAAUGGUACUUGGAAGAUCAAUGGAAGGCGAAGCUUGAGCUUGCCAAACCUGUAACUCCUCGUGCUAUGGCGACCAAGACGCCCAUGCGCAUUUCCAGUGGCGGUGCCCAAAUCGCAACACCAGAUCGAUCUAGUGCACGACGAUCUGCUCUGGGCGAGAUUGACGGCAACGACGUGUCGACCUACCAAGACGAGAACCUGCCAGCCCCGACACCUGGUCAACCAAGAAAGUAUGCACGCAUGGAUCCUCGAAACCACCCAUACUCACGGUCCACUUCUGGCACCGUCCGGCCAAAUGCCAAAGCCGACAGCGAAGUCACUGUUGAGACACACCGCCACAGCACAAACGGUGCGGAGAGUGAAGAGGAGCUCAUCCUACAGAGAGCCGCAUCUCGUCGGAGUCAAAGCAAGAGUCCCGGAAGCAAGGGCAAGGCACGCAGCGUAUCGUACACGACGACCACAACGACCAUGACCAAGACCUUUGACGUCGGUGACACGAAGGGCAUCUACGAGGACGACGGAGACGUCGCUUUCCAAUUAGAAGACACGAAUGCCAUCUGGGACGAACUCGCGCAAGAGCAAGAGAACCUUAAACUCAGCACUUUGAGCGAGAAGGGCGGUGCACCACGACAAAAGACGCCGAGGUCGGCCAGUGGUAUGGGAGCCAUGAGCGUUUCGAAGACCAGAUCAUUGCGUGAGUCGCCUAGGCGCAGCGGCGGUGAGGACAAGACCAAAGUCAGAAAGACGAGUGGACGGGUCGGCAGCGCCAAUCAUGGUCCUGUGGCUGUAAAGCGGUAA